Messenger RNA from Anneissia japonica, 1461 nucleotides. Its product is annotated as methionyl-tRNA formyltransferase, mitochondrial-like. Lineage: Eukaryota; Metazoa; Echinodermata; Crinoidea; Comatulida; Comatulidae. The record is from RefSeq and is a predicted model, not a curated record. Gene Ontology annotation, cellular component: mitochondrion. Gene Ontology annotation, biological process: biosynthetic process; conversion of methionyl-tRNA to N-formyl-methionyl-tRNA. The transcript has 10 exons. Gene Ontology annotation, molecular function: methionyl-tRNA formyltransferase activity. Bases 331 to 1392 code for a protein of 353 amino acids.
CCAGUGAUUGAUUACUCCAACAGAGUGUAUACUGUACUUAUUUCAGUCUGCUGUAACAAUUGAAUGUUGCUCCAUUUGGAUCUUAUUAAUCAUACCUUCAAGAUCAAGAUCAAACUCUAUAUAAAAAUUUGGCUUUUAUCAUAGGCUAUGCACUAUAAAUAGAAGCUGACAAUGAAGAAAAUGCCUGGAUGUAUUGUAUAAUGAAAUAUUGGCACAUGAAUGCUGAUCAGUGAUGUAACUUAAAAAGAGGCAAAGAUAUACAAGACAAGAUAUGACUACCAUAACUACCAGAAAGUUAACAAUUCAGCUGUUAAUAAUACACUGUAAACAAUGAAUGCAACACAUAAACACUUACUUCAACUUUGUGGAGUGCAGUCGGUACUUCAGAUGUAUAUAAGGAAGUACUGCAAAUCAAAACAACCAAGUUGGAGAAUUCUUUUUUUUGGCACUGAUUCUUUCUCCUUAGAGUCAUUGAAAGUGCUUAAUGAAAACAGGAGAGAAAAUGGAUUGGUUGAUACACUCAGAGUUGUUUGUUCAAGUAAAUAUGUCAAAUUGAGGAAUAAAUUGAAAGAGGUGUCACCAGUGUGGUCAUAUGUACGGGACAACCACUUGCAACUUGAGCCAUGGCCAAUUGACGUUCAAAAUCUCAAGGAGUUUGAUGUAGGAGUUCUGUCAUCAUUUGGCCAUCUCAUACCAGCUGACGUACUGCAUAAACUACCAUUUGGUAUUAUUAACGUUCAUCCAAGUCUGCUUCCACGUUGGCGUGGUGCCAACCCAAUCAUGCAUACUAUUCUUAAUGGUGACAGAGAAACUGGUGUAACAAUAAUGCACCUCAACGAAAGAUUUGAUUCAGGUGCUAUUUUGAAACAACAGCAUAUUCCUGUACCUCACAACUGUACUGCAGCUGAUCUGAGGCAUUUAUUGGCAAGAAAAGGUGCACUUCUAGUAAUUGACACGCUGACAGAUCUUGAAAAAUGCAUUAAUAACAAGAGGCAGCAAAACGAUAAUGAAGCAACAUAUGCACCAAAACGAAAGGUAGGCCUUGAAGUGGUCGAUUGGAACAACACUUCUGAGAGUAUUUCCCGAUUAUACCGUGCAAUUUAUGACCAGGUACCCUUACAGACGACUUGGAGAGGCAAUGUGGUGAAGUUGAACAAGAUGGUAUCUGUGGAAUCACACAGGAUAGGUAUUGACAAUGCACGUAUUGGCCAAAUCUAUUAUUCAAAGGAACACAAAGCACUAUGUGGCCACUGUACAGAUGGAUGGUUAGGAUUUCAAGAGAUCGUGUUCAACGGGAAACGAUUGUCGGCAUCAGAUUUCAACAAUGGCUUCUUGGCAGGACCCAGAAUCAAUACAUUAGAAUUAUUUGAAUCAAAAAAGGAUCAUAGAUAGAUUUUGCAUAAAUUACCUGUACAUUGAAAUAUGAAUAUUAAAAUUAAUAAACUGCUGAAAAAAGAAAAA